ACUCGGGAGGUAAACUGGAAGAGGAGACGAAGAUGUUUUGUUAUCGCUAGGACUGAAAAUAAUCCAGGAUCAAGAUGUCAGGACAAAGCGCGAUCAAAAGUGACAAGCGGAUUUCGUCGGGUUUCUGUCCGAAUUCUAAAUGUCAGGCGAGGCUGUUCUUUCCUGCUUACAGCUCGGUUAGCAUCGAGUGCACUGAAUGUGGACAACGUCAUGAGAAGAAAGAUCUGUUAAACGUGGAAGAGGUGACAGAUCCAGAUGUUGUCCUUCAUAAUUUGUUAAGGAAUGCAUUACUUGAUGUUACAGGGACUCCCAAAAAGGGGCCGGAACCGGUCAAAGUGAUGGGUCUGUCCAACUACCACUGCAAGCUGCUGUCACCCAUACUCACCCGUUAUGGAAUGGAUAAACAGACUGGGAAAGCCAAACUACUGAAGGAGAUGAACCAGGGCGAGAUCUUUGACUGCUCACUUCUGGGCAGCAGGGCCUUCCUUAUAGAACAGGAACAUGUGUCUACAGUUGGUUAUGGAAAGGACAGAUCUGGCAGCCUCAUAUACCUCCAUGAUACUCUGGAGGAGGUCAAGAAAGCCAACAACAACAAAGAAUGCCUCAUUCCUGUCCAUGUGGACGGAGACGGUCAUUGCCUGGUCCACGCCAUAUCCAGGGCGUUAGUGGGUCGUGAGCUGUUCUGGCACGCGCUACGAGAGAACCUUAAACUGAGCUUUAAGCAGAAUCUCGACUGCUACAAGGCUCUCUUCCGAGACUUCAUCGACACCGCGGAAUGGGAGGACAUCAUCAACGAGUGCGACCCGUCGUUCGUCCCUCCGGAGGGUGUCCCGCUCGGCCUGAGGAAUAUACACAUCUUUGGCCUGGCCAACGUAUUACACCGUCCCAUAAUCCUCCUGGAUUCUCUGAGCGGAAUGCGCAGCUCAGGCGACUACUCUGCGACGUUUUUACCAGGCCUGGUCCCCGAGGAGCAGUGCCGGGGAAAGGACGGCUCCCUGAACAAGCCCAUAUGCAUUGCUUGGAGCAGCUCUGGAAGAAACCACUACCUUCCUCUGGUGGGUAUUAAGGGCAUGCCUUUGCCCAGGUUGCCUCCAGCACUGCUUCCCAAAGCGUGGGGAGUUCCACAGGAGCUCAUCCGCAGGUACGUCAGUGUGGAACCAUGUGGAGGCUGUGUGAUCGGAGGAGACCGCAGCCUGCAGGAUAAAUACCUGCUUCGUUUGGUCGGUGCGAUGGAAGACGUCUUCACGGAGAGGCACGGCAUCCAUCCUGCUCUGGUGACCGACGUCAAUCAGUACGUUUAUCGACGCACGGGGGUCAUCGGCACCCAGCCCGAAGAGGUUACCGAAGCGGCAAAAAAACUGGUCCAGGAAAAUCGUCUUCACCGCUGUCUGAUCUGUAAUGCGCUGUCAGAACUUCAUGUUCCUCCAGAGUGGCUAGUGCCUGGAGGAAAGCUCUACAAUCUUGCCAAGUCCACUCAUGGGAUUCUGAGAGCGGAUAAGAACUACACGUUUCCACUGAACAACCUGGUGUGUUCCUACAGCCCUGAGAGAGACGCGCUGGUGCCCGAUUACAAACUAAGUUCGCUGUCCACCUGCACCUGGUGCCACAGAAACUCUGCGCGGCGUGUGCGCGGUGACGGGUCUGUGGUGUACCUGAACGGGGACCGUACCAACACCCCCUCACAGGGGGGAAAGUGUGGUUGUGGCUUCAAACAUUACUGGGAUGGAAAGGAGUAUGAGAACUUACCCGAGGCGUUCCCGAUAACCUUGGAGUGGGGCGGCCGCGUAGUCGGAGAGACUGUCUACUGGUUCCAGUAUGAGCCAGAUCCAGCGCUGAAUAGCAACGUCUACGAAGUGGCGAUGCGCCUCGUCACCAAGCACUUCCCGGGAGAGUUUGGCAGUGAGAUUCUUGUGCAGAAGGUCGUGAACACCAUCCUGCACCACACGGCAAAGAAAAAUCGGGAGGAUUACAACCCGGUGGCCGUAGACGGUCACAUGCAGGGCCCCAGCCAAGGGGGUGGACAAGUGGUCGAGUGGGAUGCGAACUCUCCAACGAAGAUCAUACUGACGGGGCAGAAGGGUCGCACCCUACAUAAGGAAGAGCUGGUGAUGAGCCAGGCAGAGAGGAAUGUUCAACACAACAUCAGUGAGCAGGCCGCUCUAUCUCAAAGCAGGCACACACAACGUCAGCGGAUACUAGAGCAGACUUCAGAGCCUCGCCCGGCGUCUCCUGCAUCCUCCUCCUCGACUCCACCGACUCCCGUUAAGACCCAGAUUCCUAACGGGCAGAAGAAGAUUCGCGUAACGACCAGUGACGGACAUCAAGCGACACUUCUUCUCCCAGCCCGUGUAACCUAUUCCGAGCUGCAGACUGCAAUCACCCAAGCCCUCGACCUGCAGCCCCAACAGCUAUGCAUUAGGCAUGGUUUCCCACCCCGUGAGUUGCCCCCACCACCGCCUGAGGAUCGGGACCUCCCCGUAGCCCUGCAGCAUGGAGACCGGCUCACUGUGGAAGUGCUGAAGGAGAGUGUACCGGAUACAAAACCGGACACGCAUACCCCGAUGGACCCUUGGCUGGGAGAUAGGACCCCUAGCAGCCGUGAGCUGCAGGACAGCAUUGACCUGGAGAUAUCAUCACUCUGUCUCCUAGCAACUCUCAUGGGUGAGGAGGACGUGUGGUCGUAUGCCAAGAAAUUACCUCACCUGUUCCAGCAAGGAGGAGUCUUCUACAACAUUGUCAAAAAAGAUAUGGGUCUGUUGGAUGGGAAGCACUGCACUUUGCCACACCUGACAGGUAAGACGUUCGUGUUCAACGCGGCAGAGGAGCGCUUGGAGCUGUGCGUGGACGCCGCCGGCCAUUUCCCGGUGGGCCCCAACGUGGAGGAGCUCAUCCAAGAGGCCCUGUCCGAAAUCCGCUCCGAGUCUUCAUCCCGAAGCCGCGAGGGGAGCCCUUCCCACGGCCUGAAGUUAGGCGGCGGGGGUGUGGUGCGCAAGAAAGAACGGACUGUCAGCGUCUUUCAGGGCAAAGGUCACUCGCUGGGCUCUACCUCUCAUGAGCACCAGCCUGUAAGGAGACAGCACAGCAGCGGGGUGGACCUGACCGGCAGCGUGCAGGGGCCGGGGCUAGCAUUGUCACGGGAAGAGCUUGUGCGCGUGGCUCCGGGGAUGGUCACGCUACGUGAGGGUGGUCAGGGAGUGGAAUUGGAGCCGGCGGCCAUCGAGGCUCAGCGCCGCCGCCUGCAGGAGAUGGUGUCAAACUUGCAGGCGACCAUGGACAAACACCGUCAACAGACGGGCGCGUCCGCUCCAGACGAUAAAGGCGAAGAAAAGCUGGACGAACAAGAAGAAAUGGAGAGCCAGGGAGAGGGGUCUUCAAGCACCUCUGAGCCGAUGGACCAGUCUUUAUGAUUCAUGUUAAUUCCUCGCAGAAUGAUAUACUCGGUAAACAUAUUAAUCCAUAGCAACGUUUGUCAAAUACAUUAGUGAAGAAUUGAAGUCUUAUGGAGGUUGAAAUAGAGCAGAUAUGUUGGAAAUGUGCUUAUAACACAAUUAUUAUAGACGAUGGUACUUAAGCUCCAGCUGAUGACAGUAAAAGUGUAGCCCACACUUUUCUACAACGGCGCAGGAACCUGUCAUUUUUGUUUGUUUUGUUGCAGCUUAAAUAACCUAAUUCAUCUUAAAAAUUGAUUUCAGAGUCAUCGAGCAGAGAAAUCAUUGAACUGUGCUGGACUUGGAACCUUGUUUUGCUCUUCGGCUGGGGUGCUAUUAUUAUUGUUAUUAUUAUUAUUUUUAUUAUUGCAUGUAUGCAGUUGCUUGUGGUAACUGGUAUGGCUCAGUUCGAAUAAAAAAUGUACUUAGAGUACUUCAAA
This is a messenger RNA of Trichomycterus rosablanca, 3868 nucleotides long. It is a transcript of the gene vcpip1, whose product is annotated as valosin containing protein (p97)/p47 complex interacting protein 1. The transcript has 3 exons. Lineage: Eukaryota; Metazoa; Chordata; Actinopteri; Siluriformes; Trichomycteridae. The coding region runs from base 75 to 3407 and encodes 1110 amino acids. Gene Ontology annotation, biological process: endoplasmic reticulum membrane fusion; protein K11-linked deubiquitination; Golgi reassembly. Gene Ontology annotation, molecular function: cysteine-type deubiquitinase activity. The record is from RefSeq and is a predicted model, not a curated record.